GUUCAGAAUCUGGUAACACUGCAGGAAACGACACGGCAGCAAAAUAAAUAUCAGUUCACUUUAUUGAAAAUUCUUGGUCAAAUACUCAUAAAUACACAAUGGACAAGGUUGUGAAAUUCGCGGAACCCGGACGCGCCUUCGCCAAGGACUCGAUCCGCCUGGUAAAACGCUGCACGAAGCCCGACCGCAAGGAGUUCCAGAAAAUCGCCAUCGCCACCGCCGUGGGCUUCGCCAUCAUGGGCUUCAUCGGGUUCUUCGUCAAACUGAUCCACAUUCCCAUCAACAACAUCAUCGUGGGAUCCUAGAGAGCGGCAGGUGGCCCCGGGAACGGAAAGAGAUUACAUGUAAUUAACGAUUCCACGCGGAUCUUUAGCGAAAUAAAAAGCCCCCUCUUCGGAUUAUACACACACAAUA
Messenger RNA from Drosophila santomea, 414 nucleotides. RefSeq names its product protein transport protein Sec61 gamma-1 subunit. NCBI's taxonomy places the organism in Eukaryota, Metazoa, Arthropoda, Insecta, Diptera, Drosophilidae. The record is from RefSeq and is a predicted model, not a curated record. Gene Ontology annotation, molecular function: transmembrane protein transporter activity. Gene Ontology annotation, biological process: protein targeting; post-translational protein targeting to membrane, translocation. Gene Ontology annotation, cellular component: Ssh1 translocon complex; membrane. The coding region runs from base 99 to 305 and encodes 68 amino acids. The transcript has a single exon.